AUGUAUCUCAUUUGUCAGGAGCGCUUCCGAAGUAUGUCUCGUUCAUAUUACCACGAUGCUGUUGGAACCUUGCUUGUCUAUGAUAUCACAAAUCGUGAUUCUUAUAACGCUUUGGGCCAGUGGUUAAGUGAUGUCCGCCAAUUAGCAGGUCCGGGUGUUGUUGUUGUACUUGUUGGAAAUAAGAAGGAUCUUCAGGAAACACAUGGCCAAGUUACUCAUUGGGAGGCCAAACAGUUUGCCAGUGAGAACGAUCUACACUUCAUUGAGACCUCAGCAUUAACUGGUGAAAAUGUUGAAGACACUUUUACUCAGUGCACGCGUUCAAUUCUGGUUAAAUUGAAGACUGGCGAACUGGAUCCGGAUCGGCUUGGCCCGGUCCGUCAUCAUGUGGCCAAAUUAGCCAGUUCUGGCUCUGUCAGACCAGGCCAGAGGAUUCGACCAGACUCGAGCAGCUUUCCUUUCAGAACUAAUGAAUGCAGUUGUUAG
Protopolystoma xenopodis is the source of this 486-nucleotide messenger RNA. NCBI's taxonomy places the organism in Eukaryota, Metazoa, Platyhelminthes, Monogenea, Polystomatidea, Polystomatidae. The record is from the annotation of a GenBank genome assembly.